Messenger RNA from Ricinus communis (castor bean), 1741 nucleotides. RefSeq names its product protein ROOT INITIATION DEFECTIVE 3. The coding region runs from base 114 to 1487 and encodes 457 amino acids. The record is from RefSeq and is a predicted model, not a curated record. Gene Ontology annotation, molecular function: protein binding. NCBI's taxonomy places the organism in Eukaryota, Viridiplantae, Streptophyta, Magnoliopsida, Malpighiales, Euphorbiaceae. Gene Ontology annotation, biological process: rRNA processing; DNA-templated DNA replication. Gene Ontology annotation, cellular component: nuclear pre-replicative complex. The transcript has 8 exons.
CAACGUUUCGAGAAUUCCCUUUGCUACCGCAACGCUAAAACCCUAACAAAACCAUACAAAUUGAAACGUUUACUUCGUUUGGUUGAAUCCGAGAAAGCGCUUAAACCAACGCAAUGGAAGAAGAAUUACUACUUGCAUCGUCCUCAAUUGACGGCGGCAUCGGUUGCUGGGACCUCCAAACAGGCGCCGAGCACCUCCGCUAUAAAUCAUGCGCCUCUCCCCCCCACGGACUUACCUGCGUAGGUUCUCGCUUCCUUGCCGCUUCUCAGCUGCGCGACUCUCACGCAUCGUCAGGCUCCAUUGUUUACUGGUCCUGGUCAAAGCCUCAAGUUGAGGUAAAGUGCUUCCCUGAAGAGCCUAUAAAACCGCUUGUUGCUAAUAAAGAAGGCACUUAUAUUAUUGGCGGAGGAAUAUCCGGGCAUAUCUACAUUUGGGAGGUAAAAUUUUCAACAGUUGCAACUGGUAGAUUGCUUAAGAAAUGGCGUGCUCAUUACAGGGCUGUCACGUGUUUAGUUUUUACCGAGGAUGAUUCUUUUCUGGUUUCUGGUUCAGAGGAUGGUUCUGUUAGAGUUUGGUCACUUCUCAUGAUGUUUGAUGAGUAUCAAACGGAGCAGGCUAGCCAGCUCUAUGAGCACAGCUUUUCAGAGCAUACUUUACGUGUAACUGAUGUAGUCACAGGUUAUGGAGGAGGCAACGCAAUUAUUGUUUCAGCUUCUGACGAUCGAACUUGUAAGGUGUGGAGCUUGUCCAAGGGGAAUUUAUUGAGAAACAUUGUAUUUCCCUCAAUAAUUGAUUCACUUGCUUUAGACCCUGGUGAAAAUGUCUUCUAUGCUGGCUGUAGAGAUGGCAACAUAUACAUUGCUGCACUCAAUGCUGACAGUUCCUCUACCAAAAGUCAUUGGUUGCAUAUAAUUGGUUCAUUAUCUAGUCACAGUAAGCCUGUUACUUGCUUAGCAUAUAGUGCAAAUGGAAAUUUAUUGCUGGCUGGAUCAGAGGAUGGCAUUAUUCGAGUUUGGGAUCCUAGAAGCCAUAAUAUUGUUCGGACCUUUAAACAUGCAAAAGGUCCUGUGAACAACAUUCAAAUUGUUAAACGGCCACAUUACCUAAAUCCUCGUGCAUCAUCUAUUGUGCAAGCUUCCUCAAGAAGGCACGGAUCAUCUUUACCUCCACCGCUGGACAAAUAUGUCAAUUCAACAGACAAAAGUAUAGGAUCUACGGCAGUCGUUAGACUCCAGGAUACAUGUAACAAUCCUCUGGAUGUUUCAUAUGUCAGCUAUCAAGUGAUUGCUAAUCAGAUCAAAGAGCUACAGCAACAAGGUUCUGCUGCUGCAGCUGAAAUGGAAGUGGAGAGACUAAAGCUAGAUUGCGCACAGUAUAUGCAAAUGCUUCAGAAAUGGAAAAAAAUGUAUGACAACUUGCACCAAUUGUGCGUAAAUGAGUUAUUGGAGGGGGAUAAUGUGAUAAAGAACAAUCAAAAUAUAAUCUGAGGCUACUUGUUUUUCUUUCCCAAGUUGCUUCACAGAUUUUGGAUGUACAUUUAAGUAUGAUUGAGCGAAUUGAUCUUGACUUCCACAUAUUCUCACUUAUGCGUCUUAUUUUGUAAUUUUUCAGAAAAUCUUGGUAAACGCAUUGUGUAACCGCCCUAAGAUAUAGGGUCAUUUUUGUGAGCGAGGUUAUUAAUUCACAAGUUUGUGCUUUGUAACUUGCUGUUUAACAAGUAUUGGACAUUUUAUUGCUGUAA